This is a messenger RNA of Cadophora gregata, 1572 nucleotides long. RefSeq names its product exosome non-catalytic core subunit rrp40 (gene RRP40). Gene Ontology annotation, biological process: TRAMP-dependent tRNA surveillance pathway; CUT catabolic process; poly(A)-dependent snoRNA 3'-end processing. The record is from RefSeq and is a predicted model, not a curated record. The transcript has 2 exons. NCBI's taxonomy places the organism in Eukaryota, Fungi, Ascomycota, Leotiomycetes, Helotiales, Ploettnerulaceae. Gene Ontology annotation, molecular function: RNA binding. Bases 127 to 858 code for a protein of 243 amino acids. Gene Ontology annotation, cellular component: cytoplasmic exosome (RNase complex); nuclear exosome (RNase complex).
CAGAAAUUCCACGCUAGCCAAUAGGAAGCUUUUUUGCCCCACUUCUCGCAAGGCUGAGAGCAACGUCCUCGCAGCCCUUGGGAAUAGCCUCAACAUCUCCAAAAACAGCUGUUAUAGCACUUAGAUAUGGCAACGCAGACAUUUGUGCUUCCAGGCCAGCAUCUGGACCCAGAAUCCCUCCCAUCACACCCAAAGUUACCGCUGAAACUCGGUCCUGGCCUACGGCUCAUCCCACCAAGCACAAUUACAUCCACAGUCGCAGGACAGCUAUGUACAGAUAGAAGGAAGAAUGCUGUUUGGGUAGAGUUCAAUGGCAGUCGCUAUAUUCCUACAGUCGGCGAUCUGGUAAUAGCAACAGUCCAGAAAUCCUCUGUCGAUGUUUACUUCGCGAGUCUGAGUGACUACACACCCAACGCCUCCCUCCCUCAACUCUCCUUCGAAGGUGCAACCAAGAAGACCCGGCCGCAGCUUUUCUUUGGGUCACUGGUGUAUGCGAGAGUGACAUUGGCGAAUAAACACAUGGACCCAGAGCUAGAAUGCGUAUCCUCCUCAACUGGAAAGUCAGAAGGCUUGGGCCCAUUAACAGGAGGCAUGCUAUUUCCAAUAUCUCUGGGUAUGGCAAGGAGAUUAAUGUUCUCAAAACCUGCGGAGCAAGGGAACUUGGUGAUUUUGGAAGAGCUGGGGGGAGCAGGAGUUGCAUUCGAGAUUGCCGUGGGACGAAAUGGAAAACUUUGGGUGGAUAGCAAGAAUAUCAAGACUACUUUGGCGAUUGGGAAGGCUAUACAGGAGGCUGAUGAGAAAGGACUGGAUGUUGAUGCACAGAAAAAGCUGGCGAAGAAGGUGGUCAGAGAAUUAUGAUCUGAUUGCAGAAGUUUUAUGUCUUGCGUUUAAAGGGCUUUGUGGCAGAAUACCAUGGUACAAGAAUGGGCAUACUCAGGUUCGAAUGGGUAAUUUUUCUUGCAAGUGAAAUAUGCUGUUCGGACGGAAUUACCACGAGCUACGGACCAUCCUGUACCUGGUCAACAGCGUGAUGUCUUCCCGCUGCGCUCAAUCUUUUCGAGGUGUACCAUUUCUCAACCCGACUCAACCGCUGCGACUCCGAUGGGCAAUAUAAGGAGUCUCUAAUCGGAGAGAUCUAUGUGCAAGAUCGGAUGUAUAUGAUAACUCUCGUCUUUGUAUGGGUGGAGCAUUUCGCAUCAUUGGGGGUAGUGGUUGAGCGAGUUGAAAUACUAUGCCUUGGAUGCUUUCGCAUAAGCUCGAUUGGAUUUUAACACAGACUUAUGGGCAAUUGCAGCCGAAGUUGCAGUCGAUGUUUCUGUGCUCGCAAUUUCGAAAAAUGCGAGUAAAUAUAAACAAAACAUUGAUAAGCGAAUGCCAUCCACCAGGAUUCCCUCAAGGAUUGCCAUAAGAAUACCAGCAGAGAUUUCCGAGAUGAAAGAAGCUCUUGAACCCGAAACAAAAACUCCGGAAAGCUUACACAUGCUCGAAGUUCUAACACGCGUAGAAUCCUGACAGAUAAUAAGCUAAUAGAGAGCAGCGAGAAUCGGCAAGCCAGAGCGACGGAGAAUUACU